CACACAAAGGUCAUAGUUCAGGAAAAUAUGAAGUGACGCAACUAGCUUGCAAGGCAGGUAAAGCCGUGGAAAUAACGCCCAGGAGGGAGCUACUUUAUGAAAUAUACAGUUCAAACAAAAUGAAUUAUAAAGAAACAUAACCAAGCUUCGUAUUUUCUCCGACGAUGCUGUGUUUGGGUGCAAAUGUGGUGAGGUCGUCAAUGUCUUUACGAAAGCUGUGCAUCCUCUCCCUGCUAAACCUGAGACAUCGGUUCUAUCAUUCCCCUCUGCGGUCGUGGAGUGGAGGUCAACACGGCUGUAUCGGACGCUGCCUCUCUACUGGACCAGAUUCACCUGCUCCUCCCACACUAACUGACUCCUGUGAGUGCACUGACCCAGAACCCAGCCACAGUACCUCUGCCUGGUCUCCUGACCAGGGUCCACCGCCUGCUCCCACCCACUGCUGCAUGAGUGGCUGUCAUAACUGCGUGUGGAUCGAACAUGCAGAGCAGCUGCUGGCGUACUACCACGAUGGAGGCGACCGGGCGCUCGCCGCUAUUGAGGAGAAUGUCCUCGACGAGAAUCUUAAAACCUACCUAAAGAUGGAGAUCAGACUCUUGAAAAAGACGUGACUGAUGUUUUUACUGUCAGUGGCUUCGACCACAGUGUUGACAUAGAAUAAGUGUUAUGAGCGUUCUUAGUAAGAAUCUUUUCACUGACUGAGCGUAAGCACUUUAUAACACACUCAAGGCACUGAUUUUACCUCCAGCUUUUCAAUUCCUCCUCCUGUGGGUCACACAUUUCAUGUCUGCAGAACAUUUCAGACAACUGCCACAAGCUACCUGGUCGGCAGGUGAAAAGUAAAGGUAGCUGUUGGCUGAAGGAGUCCACCUGUCCUGCCUGAUAGACAAAACAUUCAGCUGUAGCUAAUGAUAAAACAGUUAAAGAAUAAUUCCAGUUUAUUACAAUUUGGAUGUUAUUAUGGUAGCUUUGUCCAUAAUUUCUAUCAUUUAUGAGAACAUUGUACUCAACAAAGUAAUUGCUGAGACCUGGGAACAAGUGACAUCACUGCAACGAAGUCUGACAUGCAAGGAACACGAGGAGUCAGACAGAUCGUACAGGCUGUACACAAACCAACAGGUUAUUCAGAUGAUCAAAACCACUUUAUUUGGAGGUAAAACUGAAAGUGAGCACACCUGAACUGUUUGUAAUAAUCCCUCAUUGCACAGGAAAAUUAUGAUCAGUGUGGUAAGUUGAGGCAGAAUGUCUCUCUCUAAACUGUGAUGGAUGUUUACAACGGACAGUUUAGGGAAUAUUGUUACAAUCUGACUGCAUUUUCUCUUCCAAAUAAGUUUGGCUAACCUGGAGGUUUGUUUCCAACAUGUCCGACUGUUCCUGUUUCUUGACCUAUUAGACUUCUUUCUAGUGAUGUCUGGUGUUCCCAGAUCACAGCAAUUCACUUUGUGAGUACAGCGUGAUUAUUACUGAUGGGAAUAAUGCCAAACGUUAGAGAAAUCAGACCUAGGUUGUUUGAAACUGGAAUUCAGGAAUGCCUGAAUUGUUGUCACAUUAGUCUUUGCUUUAUUUCGUGAAUUGCUUGAAGUGGUGGGUUUCUGAUAGUGUGUGUUUAGUAAGUGAUUGCAGGUAUUGCAGUUGUUAGUGUAAGACAAUUUACAUGGCAGGUAAUGUCUUUGGGCAUCAUUAGAAAAUUUUUACUUUUAUUUUCUUCUUUUUUCUGUGUAGUCCAUUGAUUCACUGUCAUGUUCGUUUAGUCAUGAAACACCUUUGUUGUUUUUAUCAGUUUGAAGUUUGAACUGAAGUGUUAAAAGUAUAUUUUUAUGUGUUUACUGAUCAUUUGAUUCAUUCUAUUUAAGACUAUUUAAAUUAUGUAUUUGAAAUUUAUUUUUAAGGGUUUGUUAAAUAAAUGUUCUUUUAUUUUCUUGA
Siniperca chuatsi (mandarin fish) is the source of this 1923-nucleotide messenger RNA. It is a transcript of the gene oxld1, whose product is annotated as oxidoreductase-like domain containing 1. The coding region runs from base 165 to 611 and encodes 148 amino acids. Lineage: Eukaryota; Metazoa; Chordata; Actinopteri; Centrarchiformes; Sinipercidae. Gene Ontology annotation, cellular component: mitochondrion. The record is from RefSeq and is a predicted model, not a curated record. The transcript is spliced from 2 exons.